UGUAACGCGAGGAGCGAGUGGUGUAGGGCAAAGUCUACGGGUAUAUACAAAUAGCUCGGGCGAUCGCCCUUUCUUCUUUUUCUAGUAUCCACCUCUACAAGUCUUUAAGCGUACUUCAACCGUUUACAUACCCCUCCAAACUUUGCAACCCCUCCUACUCUUACACGUCCCCCACGUAAUCUACAAACUUUAGCCAAGAUGUCUACAUACUCCUUCUACCAGGCCACCAUCCCUCAACUUCGCGGCACUGCCAAGAGCGCCGUCAGCUUCCUCACAGCAGCCAAAGAUGAGCAGUCAAAGAACACCUCGCUGCCCUCUGGCGCAGACGUACUGAACGCACAGAUCGGUGACAUGCUUCCCCUACGCAUGCAACCCAUUCUCGUCGCCAAGUUCUCUCUCGAAGGCAUCGACCAGCACAAGCUCAGCUCGGCUUCUUCCCCGAGCAUGGACCCUUCUUCCUUCUCGUCCAUUGACGAUCUCAUCAACUUCUUCAAGCAGCUCAUUGCUGUCUAUGAUGCUGUCGAUGAGAAGGCUUUCAGCGAGAGUGCCGACAAGGGCCUCGAAGUCAGUGUUGCUGGCAAGUCACUGAAGAUGACUAGCACGGCUGAUUUCUACAACAGCUUCGCUGUACCGAACGGUUAUUUCCACCUGAACGCUAUGUACAUGCUGUUGAGAAGCAAGGGUUUCACUCUUGGCAAGGGAACCUACGUCAAACCUUUCUUCAGCGAGCAGGCUGCUAAGGACUGGGCGCCACUCAUGGGUUAGAGGAGGAGCGAUUGUAUACUAUCAUCUGCUUGGAUAUCAUCUAGCAAGUGACGUAGCAUGUCCUGAAGUCAGAUCUGAACAGAGAUGGGAUAAAAUGGACACUCUAGGUGAAAGUCCCAAACACAUAGA
Alternaria alternata is the source of this 894-nucleotide messenger RNA. RefSeq lists its product as hypothetical. Bases 199 to 765 code for a protein of 188 amino acids. NCBI's taxonomy places the organism in Eukaryota, Fungi, Ascomycota, Dothideomycetes, Pleosporales, Pleosporaceae. The record is from RefSeq and is a predicted model, not a curated record. The transcript has 2 exons.